Messenger RNA from Cornus florida, 1708 nucleotides. RefSeq names its product mitochondrial carnitine/acylcarnitine carrier-like protein. The coding region runs from base 597 to 1487 and encodes 296 amino acids. The transcript is spliced from 4 exons. The record is from RefSeq and is a predicted model, not a curated record. NCBI's taxonomy places the organism in Eukaryota, Viridiplantae, Streptophyta, Magnoliopsida, Cornales, Cornaceae. Gene Ontology annotation, biological process: mitochondrial L-ornithine transmembrane transport. Gene Ontology annotation, molecular function: L-ornithine transmembrane transporter activity.
CAAAGUCCGAGAAUUCUGAGAAUUUCUGACCUACCCCAGCUCAUCCUAUAUUUCAGGUACUCUCUCACUCUCAGUCACACACAACCCACCUCUCUCUCUUGAUGGAGAGAGGUUGAGAUUCGCUCACAAAUCUGUGUCCUCAUCUGCCUUGUCUCUCUGGUUCACAUCUAAGUUAUCUAACCACGUCUCUCUCUCUUUCUCUCUCUAUACAUAUACACACACAAGCGUUAGAUCUACUGCAGACCAACCAUAGUUGAUCGUGUCCUACUCGAACUCUCUUUAAUGUGGUGCAGACCAACAAUAGUUGAUCGUGUCCUACUCGAGCUCUCUUUAAUGUGGCUCUGAUUCUCUGAAGAUUCAAUGCGAUAUACAAUUUUGUUUCUAUUUUCUUCAUAUAUUCUCACACAAACCCAUCACUGACCUGCAAUUUUAAAUUGCUAUUUUUCACUGACUCAAUCGCCUUAAGUUUCAUAUGUUGGAGAUGAGAGCAGAUUGAUUAAUCAUUUGAUUUCAUUGUCUAAGUUUGUUGCUAAAAAGCGAUUUGAUUUGGUUUUUCAUUGCAUCUUUGUGGGAGUUAAGCCGUAUACUAAUUGCAGAUGGCUGACAUAGCGAAGGACCUGACUUCUGGUACCGUUGGAGGAGCAGCGCAGUUGAUAGUUGGACACCCUUUUGAUACCAUCAAGGUCAAGCUCCAAAGCCAGCCUACUCCUCUCCCUGGUCAACCUCCCAAAUAUGCAGGUGCAAUGGAUGCCGUCAGACAAACAUUAGCUGCGGAAGGACCAAGGGGUCUUUACAAAGGAAUGGGUGCCCCGCUUGCCACUGUGGCAGUCUUCAAUGCAGUCCUCUUCACAGUUAGGGGACAGAUGGAGGCAUUGUUAAGGUCCCAACCUGGUGUCCCCCUUACAGUGAACCAGCAGAUGGUUGCCGGGGCUGGGGCUGGAGUUGCCGUGUCCUUUCUGGCUUGUCCAACUGAAUUGAUCAAAUGCAGAUUGCAAGCCCAGAGUGCAUUGGCAGAUACUGGCUCUGCUGGUGUGGCAGUGAAGUAUGGAGGGCCAAUGGAUGUGGCAAGGCAUGUUAUACGAUCAGCAGGUAUGGGUGGUCUCUUUAAGGGUUUGGUUCCAACCUUGGCACGUGAAGUACCAGGAAAUGCUGCAAUGUUUGGUGUCUACGAAGCCCUAAAGCAGUACCUGGCAGGAGGCCAAGACACUUCCGGGUUAGGAAGAGGUUCUCUAAUUGUUGCCGGAGGUUUGGCUGGAGCUUCCUUCUGGGUUUCUGUCUACCCAACUGAUGUUGUCAAGAGUGUAAUUCAGGUUGAUGACUACAAAAAUCCCAAGUUCUCUGGCUCCAUCGAUGCUUUUAGAAAGAUCAUGGCCUCGGAGGGAGUCAAGGGACUGUACAAAGGUUUUGGACCUGCCAUGGCCCGAAGUGUUCCAGCAAAUGCCGCAUGCUUCUUGGCGUAUGAGAUGACAAGGUCUAGUUUGGGAUGAUUGUUUAUUCGUCACUGGCCAAAAAUUUUGGUGGAUGUAAUUCUUCAGAUGUUGAAGUGCACAGGGGUUGAAGCCCUAAUGAAGGGAAGUGCUUAUAAACUACCCUGGAAAUGGAAGUAACCUUCCAUGUAUUGACCUUUGUUAUUUUUCAAAGAAAUUCAGAUUGCGAUUGUACGGUUUGUACCAGCACUGAUGCAUCAAAGAUCAUAAAAAUUUCUCAA